AUGGAGGCCGUCGCGCGCGAGGACCCGCUGGGACAAACUCCUGCAGGCCAAGGCAGUGUGGAGAAAACGCAAGCGCCCCUAUCACCCCAUUAUAAAAAAACCUCUCCACCCCACAAUAGAGGACAGACUGUACAAGAGAGUCACGAUCGCGGUAAAACCGUCGAUCGCGUGACACGAUAGUGAGUCUGAAGGACAGGGACCCUGAGGUAGAGUGACAGGCCCCUAGUAGGGGGGACAGAAACCCAGGUGAGGAGAGAAGGGUCAAAAAGGAAUUAGCUUUGCAGAUAUAAGAAAAAGCCUAAGGAAAACACUGACAGCUAUAACAUGAAAAACCCAAAUUAGGUAAUAAACAAAUAAAUCAAUAAAUGCUGUAAAGUCUAACAGCAGGAAUAAGUACUCUGACCUGUAUCCUGCUGGAGCAGAAAAGAAAGAGAAAGUGUGUGGGCAGACCUAGACUUGUAUACUCUAUGUUUCUUCUUUUUGAUUGGUUAAUACUUUGCUGCUGGAGUAAAAGUAAAACAGUUAAUGCAAAAUAGGAAGCCUCCUGUCAUGUGGUAAAAUUGCUGUUAAUGCAAUCACUUAUUCUGCUUACCAGGCAAAAGAUUGUUGGUAGCAAACAGUUCCACCGUGAAGAAGCACUGAACCGGGAAGAUCCAGGUCCCAAAGGCAGCCGAGCCCAAGAAGGACUACCGAUCUACGGUCGGUCUGGAACUGGCUCUGAGGAGAGCGGGUCGGUUGUCAUGGUAACUGGGGAACAGAAAAGCUUUAUGAUUUGAGUUAUUAGGACCUAUAAUUCCAUUAGUUUGUGGGUGAUAGGCUGACAAAAAGGAUAAUGUGAUUCCAAUUUCAGCAUGGAAUCCCCCCAAAAAUGUAGAUUGAAAUUGUUAACCCCUGUUUGAUACAAUAACCUGUAUCAGGAAUUGCGUACAGCCGGAAUACUUCCCGGGCAUAUAUCUUGGCCAGGUCAGCGGAUUAUGGUAAUUUGAGUAAGGGUACCAAAUGAGCCAUCUUACUGUAAUAUAUUCACCCUUAUCUUGCGACAUCAAUAAUGAUUGCCUUGCCAACAAGUGCGGAAGUGCUGUUCAGCGGCCAUGCUUUAAUAUGUCUGACCCCUGCAGCAUGUUAAUGGACCCCGGCCGCUGCGAAUCUACAUCAAUUAGUAGCCCCACGGCAUGGACGAUGUCGACGUGUGCGUGACGUCAUGCAAAAGACACACUGUUGUUGAAAAUCCCUCCCUUGCAUGGGAGCAUGCUAUAUAAGGCACUGUGGAAUAAAGGUUGUGAGUUCUGCUCCUGAAACUGUGUGUCGUCCAGUUAUUGGGAUUGCCUUUGGGAUACUGCUGUGUUAUUUUGCCUGCUGGAAACCUUGCCUGUGGAUUUACUUGUUCCUGAGCCUCACUUGGAUUAUAAGCGGAGAUAGCCUGGGGAAUAUUGUAUCUCCGCUAUAUCGGGUAUCGGGAUUGGGAAACAUUUCUUGAUGAGUUUGAAAAGGCCCACUUACAUAUUAAAUCAUAAGAUAAUUUCUAAUCAGUUUGCAAUUCUAACAAUAAUCCUAAUCACGACCUUUCGUCCUAUGCCUCCUAAUCAAAUCCCUAUUUAGAUGGUCCAGUCAUAUCCACACUUAAUACAUGGGAAUCCAUCCUUGGUACACUCAACAUACAUCAAUGACACACAUAGUACAUCCAUGCCUGAGUAAGCUAACACUUCCUCUCUCUCCGGCUAACUCACCAAAAAUAAAAACAACAAAAUAGUUCAAUAGUCCAGCAUAGUCCAGAAAAAUAUAAGUCUUUCAAGUCUGUCAAGGAGUAUAAAGAAUCUUAGACACCAUAAACUUUGUUCCAUAAUCUUAGACACCAUCGCUAAGACUCGAACAACACCAAUGUACCCCAUAUCUGGCAGGUCCUACACUGCCUAAUGUAUGCUAAAACAACCACACUAUACCACAAUAGCACUUACCUGCAAGAAAGGGCAGAGACAUGAAACACUGCUGCAGGUCCAAGCUGAAACAAAAGGAAAGUGGAAAACAAACGGGUGUUGCAACAUAAAACAAACAUUUAAGUGAAUCCAAGAGACUGGGAAAUCCAGGGACAGAAUCUAAGAAUGAACCCAGAAACCCAGCAACAAAGAAAACCAGACAUAGACCAGAAAACCAGAAAAACCAAGCAAGGACAGCAAAAAAAAGAGUACUGGAUACCAGAAGCCAUUGCCAGAAUGAUCCGCAGCGAGGAACAGGAUGUGACAUAACUCCCCUCCUAAGGAGCGUACUCCGGACGCUCCCACCAGCUCCCAGGCAGAGACCGGGAAUGGCAAGCGGAUCCUGCAACGAAGUCCUCUUGACUUCCAUGGAGGCAAGGAUCCCGCACCGGAAAGACCUCCUGCAUAG
Messenger RNA from Pelobates cultripes (western spadefoot toad), 2382 nucleotides. The record is from the annotation of a GenBank genome assembly. Lineage: Eukaryota; Metazoa; Chordata; Amphibia; Anura; Pelobatidae.